Molecule: messenger RNA, 1256 nt
Organism: Vigna unguiculata (cowpea)
Lineage: Eukaryota; Viridiplantae; Streptophyta; Magnoliopsida; Fabales; Fabaceae
Product: acidic endochitinase
Biological process (GO): carbohydrate metabolic process
Cellular component (GO): extracellular region
Molecular function (GO): chitinase activity
Source: RefSeq, a predicted model, not a curated record
UUCUCCUACACUCAAACAAGAAAGCCAUAACAGAUAGCAAUGGCACCUCAAAGACUAGCUUUGAUCAUACUUCUCUUAUCCCUUUUCACGUUCUCUUCUUCACGCGCUGAAAAUGGUGGCAUUGCUGUGUACUGGGGCCAAGACGCUCGAGAAGGCAAUUUGAUAGCUACAUGUGACAGUGGAAAGUACGCCAUUGUGCUCCUCGCGUUCCUCCACCAGUUCGGUGCAGGGAGAACGCCAACUUUGAACUUCGCCGGUCACUGCGGCGAUAGUUCCGGGAGAAGUUGCGGCCUUCUACAGCCCCAAAUAAACUAUUGCCAGGCGAAAGGCAUCAAGGUGCUCCUUUCAAUCGGAGGACCCACCGGAGGGUACUGGCUGAGCUCGGCGGAGGACGCAAAGGACGUGGCCAACUACCUCUUCAUCAACUUCCUCAGCGGCGAAUUCGGUCCACUGGGAAGCGUCAUGCUGGACGGCGUCGACUUCCACGUUGAAACGUCGGAGGAUUACUGGGACGAUCUGGCAAGGGAACUCGAUUUGUUACGACAAACGACGGGGCGUUACUUUUACUUGUCCGCAGCUCCUCAGUGCCCAACAGACCCAAUCCCCUAUCUCGGCAAAGCCAUAGCCACCAACCUCUUCGACUACAUCUUCGUUCAGUUCUACGACAACCCUAGUUGCUCUUACACCGAUGGCACCAGCGCCCUCUUGGAGUCCUGGGACAAGUGGGUCGACUCGGUCGCCUCCAACAACUCGCUCUUCGUGGGAGUGCCAGCAGCGCCCAGCGCCGGCGACGGUUACAUUCCGCCGGAGGUCCUCAACGACGAGGUGCUUCCGCACGCAAAGGAAGCCUCCAACUACGGGGGAGUGAUGCUGUGGGAUAGAUACCGCGAUGUUCAGAAUGGUUACAGUGAUAGCAUUAUGUCCAAUGUGAUCAAGUCCAAGUUGAAGGUGUCUGUGGUGUCCGUUUCCGAUGCAAUUUACCGGGGCGUGUCCAAGGCGUUGCGCCGCCUUUUAGUUUACUAGGUGGUGGUAGAGAGGUACAACCACCGUAGGCAUGUACUAUGCACGGAAUAAAUUACAUGUCAGCUAUGUUUCUCUUUCCUGAAGUCAUGCUCCGCAUGGUCUUGGUUGCAAGUAAUGUAAUGGAUUUGGAUUGGACUUGAAAUAAUAGGGUUCAUCCUGCCAAAUUGAUAUCAUUAAAAUUAUAAUAAAAAUCCCGCAUUUCCUUAUCCGGAAAUAUGUUUCGGAUCUAAAAA